Molecule: messenger RNA, 1732 nt
Organism: Papaver somniferum (opium poppy)
Lineage: Eukaryota; Viridiplantae; Streptophyta; Magnoliopsida; Ranunculales; Papaveraceae
Product: B3 domain-containing protein Os11g0197600-like
Exons: 4
Coding region: 576-1526 (316 amino acids)
Molecular function (GO): DNA binding
Source: RefSeq, a predicted model, not a curated record
AUGGCUUCCCAUGGCAUCUCUAGACGUGUAACGUGUUUCCGCGGAAAAAUAUGUAGUAUGGUACCAGGGUGGUUGAGGUUUGAGAGAGAUAAAACGACGUCUCUAAUGUUGAUCAAGAGCUAGAAUGGUGGGGAUAAGUGUAUGAGCCAUGAAUUUGGUUGCAGCUAUGUGUAUGUGGGUGAAUGAGACACAGCCACUAUAGUGUAUGGAAGUGGAGGUGUUUCACAGAGUACAUCAAGUAUUUGAUAAAUGUUUCCACAGAAGAAGACAUGUGCACCAUAAUGAACCUGGGUUUGCCAUCAAUUCAAAUCAUCCUUCUUUACUGUUGUCUUUACUUCGACUCUGAAAAGCAAAGCAAAGUCAUUCAAUUCCAUUCAGUUUGAUAGAAAUUCAAUUAGUAUUUGUGAGAAAUGAAUGCUUCGGUGGUUGGGUUUCUCAGAUUUUUUAAUGAAGCCCCAGUGCCGGUACUUCCCUUGAGGAAUUAUGAUUGGUUUUCUCCUGCAAUUCUUAUUAUUUUCUCCACACCAAGCAAAAGGGGGAGUACAUAGAGCAAAGAAGGAAAAACAACUGCGAAGAUGGUGAAGAAGACAAGAAAAACGCUAACUUCUAAGUCAUCUUCAUCAGUAACUAGAAGAGUUCCUGAGUUCUUCAAGAUCUUUUUAUCCCCUGAAAGCUUCUACAAAAUGAAAGUCCCGAUAGAGUUCUUGGAACAAUUAACAUGUGGAAUUCCUGGGUCAUUCUCUUCACGCGGUCCUAGUGGAAAAGUUUGGAGAGUUCGCUUGCUUGAGAUGGGUGAUGGCUAUUACUUUAUAGACGGAUGGGAAGACUUUGUGAUUGAUAACUUCAUGAGCAAUAAAGAUAUUUGUGCUUUUAAAUAUGUUGAUGAGAAUUGUUUACAAGUGCAAAUAUUUGAGCGAAAUGGAUGUGAAAAAGAAACUGCAUUUAAAGCCAAUUGCAGUCAAGCAUCUACAACAAAUUUUGCUGCAAGACACAAGGUGAAAAAGGCAGUGAAGAAUCAAGGUAAGUUUCCAAUAUUUAAAGGUCGGGCAUCUACAAUGAAUCUUUCUGCAAGAUGCUGGGGAGGAAAGGCAGUGAAGAAUCAAGGUAAGUUUUCAAUAAUUAAAGGUCGAGGAUCUACAAUGAAUCGUUCUGCAAGAUACUGGGGAAAAAAGGCAGUGAAGAAUCAAGGAGGGCCUUUUAUAUCACAAAGACGUGGCAUUACAGUGGAAGAAGAAAAUAUGGCAUUGAAUGCAGCACUUCGGUUUGUCUCUAAAAAGCCCUAUGCAAUGAUCACUAUGCGAAAAUCCCAUGUUUAUACUGGUUUCUGUUUGCCAUUGCCACGCUCAUUCUGGAAGGCGCAUCUUCCUGACUGCAGUCAACAAAUGACUUUGAGGGAUCCUCGUGGAAAAACGUGGUGUGUCAGGCUUUACGUGAACCAAAUUCACCAGGUUGGACAACUUACUGAAGGGUGGCGUAAGAUUUCCUUCACAAACAACAUUGAAGCAAGCGACGUAUGCAUCUUCUAACUCGUAAAACCAAACGAGUUCAAGUUGCAUAUUUUCAGGGUUAUAGAAGAGGUGGUACCAUUGAGAAGGCAACGUGAUAUGUAAACUUAAAGUUACAGUAAGUUAUUACAGCACGUAAAAUAUUCAAAAUGAUCUAGCUUUAGUAUUUCUGAAAAAUUAGGUUUCUUUUGGCUGUUUCAAUAGGAUGAUGGAUGACUGUAAUAGUG